GAAAUGUAUAACUUGUCCGCGACUACCCCGCCUAAUUUUCUUGAUCUGCUAUCAAAUGACGAUGGAUCCUCCAUAAACAACCUAUCCCAACCUAUCCAUUUUUUUGAUUCAGAACAAAAUCAAGACCCUAUACACCAUGAUCCUCACCCUGCACAGUAUACCACCCAAUGCUCUGCCCCACCCAAGAUCGAUGGUCAGCAUAUGCUCAUCGAAACACCAAUCCAUCCUCUCCAACCCUCCACAGACCCUCCCCCGUCUUUUGACCUUGAUUUCAACUCGCCUGACGAGCAAAGAAACGACCUAACCCAUGUCAUUGGAACCUUUACCAGCUUUGAACAAGAGUUUGUAGGUUUCAACCUCAUGGAAAAAGAAGGAAACUCGGGCUUGUCGGCCGUUGGAGGAAACUCACAGUUUAUGAAUUACUCGCCCAUCGAAUCAAAUAACUCAGCCAUGGAUUUUAGCCGAAGACAUUCUGUAGCUGUCAGUGACUAUGGCACAUUAAGAUCUGCAGAAACUCUUUCCCAAAACUAUCUAGACAAAUCGCUCGGACAGUCUACGAAACCAUUUGUCGGUAAUCCCAGCCAUCGGUUCCCCAUCGACCACACCAGUACACUCCAGGCGAUCGCCGAGAAUCCGAUGCUAUUCCACCAUCGCGCCUCGCUCCCAAACGUGUCUUCGCCCAGCCUUGGUUACAAACGACUCAACCACUCACACCACCUCAGUAUCCUCACUGACGGGUCGAGUGGUACGAGAAUAAUCGACCAAGGAGUUGGUCCCCAGUUGACAUGGAAACAAAGUGGGAUGCCCAAAAAAGAGGGUGUGAGAUCCUAUUCGGUCGCAGGUGAAAAACAGCAGCCAAUCCCGCUGCCAGCAUCAGCGUUAGCGUCAGCCCCGCCGCCGCCGCAACCUCAACCGCAACCGCAACCACCACCGCCGCCGCCGCCGCUGCUGCUGUCGUCCCUAUCAUCAUCGCUAUCAUCAUCUCUGUCGUCCUCCUCGGCAUCAGCUACGCCAUUGUCUUCCUCGUCCUUGUCGUCGCUGCCGGCUCAUCACCGCAUAUCACUUGGCGGCAGUUUGUCAACCCCCACGCUCUCCUCGACAAACAUUAUUACACCUCACGCCCAGAGAAAGCGCUUCUUUGAUCCCCGAGCAUCUCACCCUCCAUUCCCUGUCUCAAGUGACAGCGCCCAGAUGCCCCAAGUCGCAUGGAACUCCUGGUUUGAUGAAGAAGCCCACCGCAAGCGCACCAAGUCACUUGAUCUUGGCCAGACAGCCGAAGACGUUGUGGCAGACGACUCAGGCGAAAGUACCGAUGGCGCAUUUAACCUGAAUGUCGACAACGACUAUCCAAAUAUCACCGAGGCUGAUAUUGAAGCUGCCAAAAAGGAUUCAAGUGCAAUCCCCCGUCGUCAGAAGCUGAGAUACGAAGGAGACAACUACACACCAAAAUGGGUCAGAUACACAGGUCAGCCCAAAGAAGGUUAUUGCGAUAGCUGCCGGCCUGGAAAGUGGCUUCAACUUAAGAACAGUGCUUAUUGGUAUCAUAAGCAAUUCUUUCAUGGUAUAUCAUCGGUAUCUGGAAAGGCGUUUGUCCUUCCAUUAGAACAACGAGACGGAGAGCACGAUGUCAUCGAAGGUCUAUGUCACCAGUGUCAUCAAUAUGUUCCAAUUUGCAAUGCUAAGCGUAAGAAUAGCGUGCUGUGGUAUCGCCACGCCCACAAGUGUCAUAUAUACGAUAAACCAAAGUCAAAGGCAGUAAAGAGAAAUUCUAUUGCCAAAAAGCCAAGCUGGUGA
Molecule: messenger RNA, 1794 nt
Organism: Phycomyces blakesleeanus NRRL 1555(-)
Lineage: Eukaryota; Fungi; Mucoromycota; Mucoromycetes; Mucorales; Phycomycetaceae
Exons: 4
Coding region: 4-1794 (596 amino acids)
Source: RefSeq, a predicted model, not a curated record